AUGCACAACUCCGUCACCACCCUACCUCCCGCAACCAGACACAUAAUCACACACGAUGCCCAAGGAAAAAGCGUCAUCCAUUCCGCUCCAGCACUGCAAUAUUACGGAUAUCCCGGUCUAGGCGGCGCAUCUCGCUCCUACGCAACUUCAUCUACCCCAGUCUCCAUAGAGGGCGAAGUAGAUGUAAAAGCGUACCUCGCCCCCACCGGCCCCCAAAGCUACACAACCCGCGACAUCGUGUCCCCAGGCUCAGGCUCGCACUUGAUAGUCUGCGAGUUGGGUCCCGGACAAGCGAGCCAGAUGCAUCAGACGGUUUCUGUAGAUUACGUAGUGUGUACGCAUGGACGGUUAAAUAUGCAGACGGGGGGUGGAGAGGUGAUUGAAUUGGGACCUGGUGAUCACGUUGUUCAGAGGGGAACAAUGCAUAAGUGGAUUAAUGGGUCGGAUACGGAGCCUACGCGCUUCAUUGCUGUUACGGUGCCGUGCGAGCCGUUUAAGAUUCCGGGGACGGACAAGAUGCUACAAGAGGUGCAUGUUGAGGGGAGUGAGGUGAAGGAUUGGGAUUUGAGUAAGCUGUAA
Bipolaris victoriae FI3 is the source of this 579-nucleotide messenger RNA. RefSeq lists its product as hypothetical. The transcript has 3 exons. The record is from RefSeq and is a predicted model, not a curated record. NCBI's taxonomy places the organism in Eukaryota, Fungi, Ascomycota, Dothideomycetes, Pleosporales, Pleosporaceae. Bases 1 to 579 code for a protein of 192 amino acids.